Penicillium odoratum is the source of this 186-nucleotide messenger RNA. RefSeq lists its product as uncharacterized. The record is from RefSeq and is a predicted model, not a curated record. The transcript is spliced from 2 exons. Lineage: Eukaryota; Fungi; Ascomycota; Eurotiomycetes; Eurotiales; Aspergillaceae. The coding region runs from base 1 to 186 and encodes 61 amino acids.
AUGCAGGGGAAAGCCGACGGGAUAAAUUAUGGCGUUGGUCAUCGAGGAGGGGCAACUCGACUAGCCGUUGUUACUAGCCUACUCAAUGGACAAAAUGUUAUUCUACUUCUUAAGAGUAUAUUUUAUUCUACUUACGGCAUGGACAACUUGCGUUACGGCCGACUUCACGCUAUACUAAAAUUAUGA